Messenger RNA from Cyclospora cayetanensis, 1407 nucleotides. RefSeq lists its product as uncharacterized. The record is from RefSeq and is a predicted model, not a curated record. NCBI's taxonomy places the organism in Eukaryota, Apicomplexa, Conoidasida, Eucoccidiorida, Eimeriidae. Bases 1 to 1407 code for a protein of 468 amino acids. The transcript has a single exon.
AUGGCACGGCCGCGGCGUGGUGCAGCUGCGGCAUGUUGUGAGGGCGCAGCAAACGAUCUUGGCGCUGCUGCAGAGGGUGGCAACAGUCCAGAUGCUGCUGCAGAUAGUGGAAGCAGCAGGAGCACAAGGAGCUCCACUCGCGGCGUUAUGACCCGCAGCGCAAGAGCGAAGGAAGCGCAGCAAGGCGAGAAUACCAGUGCCUUGGCCACGAGCCACUCCGCAGAUAACAACACGGGUUGCAGCAAGAGCAAGCGCAGCAUGACCAAGCUUGACAGCAAGGAGAGAGGUGCUGCUGCCGGCACGGCAACAAAAACAGCAACCACCAUUACCACCAGCGACGGUAGCAACACCACCACCACCACCACCACGACCAGCGCUGGUACUGAAAGCAACAAGAGCAGCGGCACCAGCAGCAAGGGCCCUUUCCAGCCAUCGAUGUCUGUGAUGCCACGAGUUUCCCUUGGCCUCUUGCGUGCAGCGGUCCGCCCUUCUCCUAAAACUUCUUUUUUGGACGUCUCCGCUAGAGCAGCCUCCUCCAGCGAGGAAACUUCUACGGGCAACUCAGGAGGCGGGGAUAUUGCCAUACCGACGGCCUUUAGCCGUCUUUCGUUGGGUUCGCACACCCCUCAGCCGCUGCUAAGGCCCCUUCGGAAGCUUGCAUCGGGAGAUCGAGGAGCAGCUGACUUCCUCGACACCACGACGGCUCCGGGGAUUGUCAGACUCUGCCCGUUAGAACCUACCAAUGCAGCGUUGCUGCCUGCUGCCAUGCCCAGUGGCAAGUGCGGCAAGAGUGCGGAGCGCAACAGAUCAGAGGUAGCGGCGCGUGUGGCGGCGGGGUGUUCUCCGCCCCUCAUGACGGUGGCUGCCUUGCAGCAGGGGCCCCUUGCGGAAGGGGGUCCAGACGCCUUGUCUCCCGAUCUCGAGACUUUGCGGAAGGAGGAGAAGGCGCAGAGGAAGGCCAAGGAGAAGCAGCAGUUGCAGCAGUGGUUCGGGAUGCCUUUGAAGGACUUAUCUCCCCAGCUGGUGCGGGAACUGCGCGUGCUGCAAUUACGGGGUCACGCAUCGGCGAAAGUCUUCGGAGGCAAAAGCAGAGCUUCCUUUCUGCCCUUGCAAAAGCACAAGAGCAAGGAGGGGGGGCCUCCUCUGCAUAGUGCUUACCUGCAGGUAGCCAGAGUUGUCGGUGGAGGUUUGCGGGGUGUAGGAGGCGGCGCUGAGUCGCAGGCUGCGGGAACUUUCAACAAAGGCGCAGGGAGGCGGGGUCAUGCGUCGUCUCUGCUGCACGAGCUGCUGAAAGAUCCUGAAGUCAACAGCUGGACAAAGAGAAAGUACAGAGAAAUCCAGGAGAAAAACAACAGCAGACACUCGGCAGGAUGGACAGGCAAAAGGAAAAAGAAGCAGAAGAAAUAA